Messenger RNA from Nicotiana tabacum (common tobacco), 573 nucleotides. The record is from RefSeq and is a predicted model, not a curated record. Lineage: Eukaryota; Viridiplantae; Streptophyta; Magnoliopsida; Solanales; Solanaceae.
AUGGGUGACACAAGCAAAUCUGCAGAGAGCACUGGUGCUGCAAAAGCUGUAACCUAUGACAUCAAUCACCCAUAUUUUCUCAACAACUCUGAUUCUCCUGGGAUGACUUUAGUCAAUACCCUGUUUGAUGGAAGAGGAUAUCCAGGAUGGAGGAGAUCUAUUUUAUUGUCUUUGCCAGCUAAGAAAAAACUUGGGUUUAUCAAUGGAGCUUGCAAAUCUCCAGAUGUGGGUUCCCCAGAUCUUGAACAAUGGAGUUGUGUCAAUGACAUGGUGAUUUCCUGGAUUUUAAAUGCUCUUUCUAAUGAUAUCACAGACAGUGUGAUAUAUUCCAAAACUGCAAAGGAGCUUUGGGAUAGCCUGGAGCAGAGGUUUGGAAAAUCAAAUGGAGCCAAGCUAUAUCAUCUGCAAAAGGAGCUGUCAGGAUUAGUACAAGGAAAUAGUGACAUUGUAGGAUACUUCACCAAACUCAAACGAUUAUGGGAUGAAUUGGAUGCUUUAAAUAUGGUCAUAUGCUGUUUCUAUAUAUGUACUUGUGAAGGAAAAGCAAAAUUGACAAAAUCACUUGAAGAUUAG